AUGAAUCAUAUUAUUCAACAACCAAAGACAACCCAAAAGUAGAAGAAACCUUCUAAUGUUGUAUCAAAACACCCAGAAAUUCAGUCAAAUAAGACCCUUGACGAUUUAAGAAACAAGGAAUGGAGUGUAGCCAUCCAGAAAGAAAUCGACCAAUUCGAAUAGACUAUCGUAUAUUAUAUCUCCAUAUCAUUAGCAUGAAGUUGAAGCCUUAUUCAAGGAGGCAUCUACAUCCUAACAUUUAGUAAGUUUAGGAACUUUUAAAUUGGUUCAGGAUGAAUACGAAUUCGCAGCCUAGAAAUUACAACACUUGAGAGAGAUGCUUGCACAGUAUUCUGAUGAUCGCUCUAAAUACCAUCAAAAUAAACAGAAAUUGAAGGCUUUGACAAAUAAAUAGGAGAAAAGUGCUGAGGAUAAUGAAGCCAUAUCCAAGAUUACAAAGGACCAAUAAAAUUUCAAAUACACCAUUAUGAAUUAAAGAGACAGGAUCCAAUUCCAACUUGGAGUUGCUUAAAGAGUGCUCACCCUCAUCCAAGCCUAUAUUAAAUUGAAAGAUUAAUAUUAAAAUCAACAGGAAUUACAAAGACACAGAGACUACAUCCUUUCGAAGAUUGACAAGAUCAAGAAGACAGAGGAGAAGCAUACCAAGAAGAUUGAAAGACAUUACAAUAGAAUAUAGGUAGAAGAUCCUGAUGCUCCUGAAGAAAUCGAAGUUGAAGAUGAGCAAAGUGAAGAAGAGUAGGCUGGUGAGGAAACUAACACAGCCAGAGAAGACUUAUUAAGUAAAUUAAAUUGUUUUAUAGUUUUUUAGAGUUGUGCGAUAGUGUGAUUUCUUACCUCUAAAAAUUCGAGAAAAAAGAAGGGGUAUUAAUUAUCUACUAAAUUUAGGAUCAAUUCAUAUAACAUGAUUUAACAACUUUCCAAUAUUUUGAUCAAAUUAAAGUGGCUGCCCCAUUUUACCUAAAUUAAAUUGAUGUGGCAAUUGAUCUGAUUAAAUCCAAAAGGGCAUUUUAUGAGAAUGCCCCUGAAACUGAAUUUACCAAAAAAGAGGCCAAAUAAGUCGUCUAGUAAUAAGAAUAGAAGGUGGAUGUCACCAACGAGUAGGAAUUUCCUAAAUUAUCAUGAGAGUAUUUUAUAAUCAUAUAAAAAAACAUACAUAAAUCCGAC
This is a messenger RNA of Paramecium octaurelia, 1164 nucleotides long. The record is from the annotation of a GenBank genome assembly. Lineage: Eukaryota; Ciliophora; Oligohymenophorea; Peniculida; Parameciidae.